UCGUUCCCAACACUGCUUCUGAUCUCUUCUCACUUUCGAUCUUCGAUCUUCGAAACCAAACCAUCUCCGAAACAGACAAUGCAGUUCUUCGGCGGAUCCGAGAUAAGCCCGUCGCCUCCCGUCCCAACGGCGAGUGGGAACAACGCGCACAUGAUGUACGUGUUCAACCGCAACGGCGUGUGUCUCCUCUACAAAGAGUGGAACCGGCCUCUCCACACGCUCAACCCUCAGCAAGAUCACAAGCUCAUGUUCGGUCUCCUCUUCUCCCUCAAAUCCCUCACCGCCAAAAUGGACCCCACCAAUGCGGAUAAGGGGAAUCUAGGGGUUCCACAGUUGCCAGGACAAGGAUGCUCUUUCCAUAGUUUCAGAACCAAUACUUACAAGCUUAGCUUCAUGGAGACUCCCUCUGGUAUUAAGAUUAUUUUGGUAACUCAUCCAAAGACUGGAGAUUUACGCGAAUCCCUUAAGUACAUCUACGGUUUAUACGUUGAGUAUGUGGUAAAAAACCCUAUCUACAGCCCAGGCUCUCCAAUCAAGUCAGAGUUGUUCAACACUGCACUUGACCAGUAUGUGAGGAGCAUCUCUUAGUGUGUGCAUUACAAGAUUUGGCAAUUGGAACUUCUCUGCUUCACUGAACUUUCUUCUGAACAAUCUCCUAGAUAAGAGAGAAUUCUAGUAGAAAGAUCAAUCUCGAGCACACUGCUUUCCUCUGCAAAUAUAUGUUUUGUUCUCUUUUUUUUUUUAAAUCAAUGUAUUGGCUUGUUUUCAAAGAUGUUUAUGGUUAAACGCAAAUCUUGAGAUACCAUAUGGCAAGAAACCGUAAUUUUGAAUA
Molecule: messenger RNA, 832 nt
Organism: Brassica oleracea var. oleracea
Lineage: Eukaryota; Viridiplantae; Streptophyta; Magnoliopsida; Brassicales; Brassicaceae
Product: trafficking protein particle complex subunit 1
Exons: 4
Coding region: 79-588 (169 amino acids)
Biological process (GO): endoplasmic reticulum to Golgi vesicle-mediated transport
Cellular component (GO): TRAPP complex
Source: RefSeq, a predicted model, not a curated record